This is a messenger RNA of Fusarium odoratissimum NRRL 54006, 1656 nucleotides long. RefSeq lists its product as uncharacterized. The coding region runs from base 29 to 1057 and encodes 342 amino acids. The record is from RefSeq and is a predicted model, not a curated record. NCBI's taxonomy places the organism in Eukaryota, Fungi, Ascomycota, Sordariomycetes, Hypocreales, Nectriaceae. The transcript has 3 exons.
CAACUACAUAUCAUAAACUGCAAACAAAAUGACAACAAAGAUUGCAAUUGUUGGUGCUACUGGGGAAACGGGAGGGUCAAUUGUUGAUGGCCUCCUUGGAUCCGAAAGCCAAUUUGAAAUUACAGCUUUGGUGCGACCAAGCUCAGUUGAAAAGCCAGCGACUAUCACCCUAAAGGAAAGAGGCAUCAAAAUUGUGCCAAUCGAUCUGGGAGGAAACCAUGAUGAGCUGGUUGCUGCUCUCGAGGGAAUUGACACAGUCAUCUCGGCCAUUCAUUUUCAGUCACUUAAUGAUGAGAUUCCACUAUCCAAUGCAGCCAAGCGAGCUGGCGUGAAGCGAUAUGUCCCAUGCUUCUUCGCUACCAUUGCCCCUCGUGGUGUAAUGGGUAUUCGCGAUCGAAAGGAGGAAAUUCUUGACCAUAUUCAGCGGAUCUAUCUUCCUUACACUGUAAUUGAUAUAGGCUGGUGGUACCAGCUCACCCUGCCCCGAGUCCCAUCCGGCAAGCUCGAUGGCAGCCUCGUAUUCCCUAACAACAACAUCAUUGCGGGUGGUAACAACCCUUCUGCACUCACGGAUGUUCGCGACAUUGGAAAGUAUGUCGCAGCCAUCGUUAGCGAUCCAAGGACCAUCGACAAGAGAGUGUUGGCAUAUUCAGAGCUCAAAACGCAGAAUGAGAUCCACAAAUUGGUCGAGAAAGUGAUUGGCGAGAAGCCAGAGUCUACCAGUGUAAGUCUAUCAACUCGAAGCCUUGUGGAUAAAGUAUUGAGCUAUUGCAGAUGUCCAAGGAGCAGCUCGACGAACAGCUGGCCCCAUUCAAAGGCUACAAGGAACAUAGCCAGAUGCGUGGUAUCUACGAGUACUGGAUGUCUUGGGGCGUACGAGGCGACAACACGCCAGAAAAUGCCGUAUACCUUGGGUAUGUUCUUGCCAAGGACUUGUAUCCCUCGCUUCAAGGUCGCAGCCUGGAGGAGUUCAUCCAGGAUGCUGCCGAAGGAAGGGUCAAGAAAGUCUACCAGCAUUGAUAGUCGAGCUGUUUAUGCCUCUCGAAAGAAGCAGUAAGUAAUGUUGGCUAUUCAAGGCAAAAGUUUUGCGAGGCUCAAUAGGAUGCCAGUAUAAUACCAACAUAUUGAGAAUGCAAGACCUGAGAGAUUUAUGUCAGCAUGAGACCAGCUUGACACCACAUGUAGGGCCUUCUUGCAAGUGGUGAUUGUCAGAUAGACAAAAUUCACUCUGGAUGGGAUAUGGACUAAACUGCCUUGUAGGCUUGGAAUGGAGUAUUAUGCAGGUCAUCGUUCAGUUUGGAACAAGAAUCGAAUGUUCUGUGCCAUUGACUCCACAGAUUUGGUCCCUGAUCUCCUCGGUGAGUCGGUGAGUGAAACAUUCCGUGCAAGCCAGCGUCACAUCAAGCGCCUCGGAAUUGUUUGAGAUAUUAAAUAACGAAAUUGGUGUUAUGAUCCGCAAGUAGUACCUGCAAGACAUGGCACGAGGCGACUCGAGAAACUCGGUGAGUUCUUGCGUCCGGCUGCCCGUCAUCCCGCGUGCAUUGUUGAUAAAAGUUUGGUAAUCGUACCACUUCAAUUGGCUGUGAUCAAAUGUCCAAGACUCGAAAGAUGAUGGAUGACCUACAAGGGUUGAUGCCAGUUGUAAUCUCAUUAAAG